AUGUCGAACGUCAACGCUUCGCAGACCGUCGCGAGGAUCUCGGCGCUGGCUUCGGCCGCCGUCGUCUCGGUCAGCCCGGCGGGCCAGGCCAAGUCGCCCUUCUCUGACGCCGUUGGCGCCGUGGCGUCGUCGCACCCGGACCUCGAGGUCGAGCAGGUCUCGCAGAACGCCGAGCUGGGCUCGAUUCUCUCCCAGCUCAAGCCGGCUGGCAAUGGCCUCAUCUCGGUCCUCUCGGUGGCCCACCAGCAGACCCUCACGAGGCUCGUCCCCCACCUCUCGACGCUCGUCCAGAUCCCCAUCGUCUUCCACAUUGCCAGCUCUGGCGAACACAGCGACGUCAUGGCGCUUAGGCAGGCCGGCCUCGUCAUGGUGCACUCGUCGACCGCUGUCCAGGCCCACGAUCACGCGCUUCUGGCGACAAAGAUUGCCACCUCGGCAAAGCGCGCCGUCCUUCACUUCUACGAGGACGUCGACGGCGACGUCGAGGAGGUGACCGAGGCCGACCUCGCCGCCUUUGUUGGCCAGUCGGCCACCGCCUCGUCGUCCGACGGCAAGGCCAACGGCGUCAACGGCGUCAACGGCCACGCCAACGGCCACACGGCCACCAACGCCGUCAAUGGACACGCCGCGGCCCACGCCACCAGUGAGGCCGAGUUUGGCGACCUCGAGACUGCCAUUGAUGUCGCUUACGAGGACGUCGCUGGCCUUGUCGGGCACGCCGUCGAGCCCUUCCAGCUGGUCGGUGCUUCCGAUGCGAAGAACCUCGCCGUCGUGCUGGGCGCCGGGUCCGAGCAGCUCCAGGACUACACGUCGCCCCACUUUGACCUCGCAGUGCUCGAUGUCCGCCUUGUGCGCCCGUCACUCCCCCAGCGAUUGCUCGCCAACAUCCCGCCCUCGGUCGAGCGCAUCGCCGUCCUCGAGCAGAGCGUCCGAAGGACCACCCGCCUCGGCCCGCUCUUUGUCGACGUCGCGAGCGCCUUCCAGGGUUCGGACCGCAGCCUGCCCUCGGUCUUUGUCAGCGGCGUCCUCGGUCUGAUCGAGGCCGCCGACGCGGAAAAGGCGGCCCAGGCUGUCGUCUCGGCCCUCGAGUCGGCCAAGCCCAAGCACGGUGUCGUCGUCGGCGACGACAAGAAGCUCGCCGCGCGCGCCCAGCUCUCCUCGGCCGCCAGCAGCGCCCCCGUCUCGGUCCCCAAGCACGAGGAGGCCUACAACCUCAUGCUCGAGCAGGUCUUCAACGAGCGCCUCUCGGUCAUCAACUCGCCCAGCGACGAGUCGGACCCGCACCCGUCCGCCCGUAGCCCCGAGUACGCGUUUGGACAGGUGCUUGCUCAGCUCGAGCAGCGCGACGAGCUCACCGCCGCCGUCAACGAGGCGCUCCGCUCCGGUGGCCUCUCGUCGGAGCUCCACGAGACGCUGGCCCAGUGGCUCGUCUCCAAGGAGGACGCCAAGAAGAACGUCUCGCUGAGCAACAAGCUCGCCUCGCUCCUCGAGUCGGCCGCCUCGAGCGCCGCGCUGGACAAGAUCAAGUCGCUCUCGUCGCACCUCGCCCUCCAGAGCCGCUGGAUCGUCGGCAGCGACGCCUGGGCCUACGACGCCGGAAUGGGCGGCGUCCACCACGUCAUCGCCUCUGGCCGCAACGUCAACAUGCUCAUCUUUGACAGCGUGCCGUACACCAAGCGCGACGCCCAGGCGGCCCACAAGCGCAAGAAGGACAUUGCGCUGUACGCCAUGAACUACGGCAACGUCUACGUCGCCAGCACCGCCGUCUACGCCGACUACACCCAGGUCCUCCACGCCCUCAUGGAGGCCGACCGCUUCGACGGACCGUCGGUCGUCCUCGCCUACGUCCCCUACCGCACCGUCGACGCGCCCGCGCUCGACGUGCUGCGCGAGACCAAGCUCGCCGUCGACUCGGGCUACUGGCCCCUCUUCCGCUGGGACCCCAGCGCCGAGUCGCGCGGCUCCGACAUUUUCCGCCUCGACGGCGUGCGCAUCCGCGAGCAGCUGCAGCAGUUCCUCGACCGGCACAACCUCUUCACCAGCCUCGUCAACGCCAAGCCGGCGCUCUCGUACGACCUGGCCGCCUCUCAGGGCGCCGGCCUGCGCGAGGCCCAGCGUCGCAAGGCCAAGGAGGCCUACGAGAAGAUGCUUGGCUCGCUCGACGGCCCGCCGCUACUGAUCCUUUUCGCCUCGGACGGCGGCAACGCCGAAAAGAUGGCCAAGAAGCUCACGGCGCGCGCCAAGGCCCGCGGCGUCGCCGCACGCCUGCUGGCCAUGGACGACUACCCCGUGACCGAGGAGCUCAAGGACGAGAAGAACGUUGUCUUCCUCACCUCGACGGCCGGACAGGGCGAGGCGCCGCAGAACGCGCGCUUCACCUACAAGGCGGUCCACGCGAUGCAGGCCGGCGCGCUGCCCGACACGCUCAACUUUACCGUCUUCGGCAUGGGCGACUCGCACUACUGGCCUCGCCCCGAGGACGCUCACUACUACAACAAGCCCGCCAAGGACUUUGACGUCAAGCUCGAGGCGCUCGGCGCGACUCGCAUGGCUCCCAUCGGUCUCGGAGACGACCAGGAUGCCGACGGCGCGCAGACCGGCUACAAGAUCUGGGAGCCGCUGCUGUGGAAGGCGCUCGGCGUCGACACCGUCGAGGUCACCGAGGCCGAGCCGGAGCCCAUCACCAACGAGCACAUGAAGAUCGCGUCCAACUACCUGCGCGGCACCAUCAAGGAGGGCCUGCUCGACACAUCGACGGGCGCCAUCGCCGAGUCCGACGGGCAGCUGACCAAGUUCCACGGCACCUACAUGCAGUACGACCGCGACACGCUCGAGGAGCGCAAGGCCGCCGGCCUCGAGCCCGCCUACAGCUUCAUGAUCCGCGCGCGCAUCCCCGGCGGUGUCUGCACGCCGCAGCAGUGGCUGCAGCUCGACGACGUGGCGGAAAAGUACGGCAACCAGACGAUCAAGAUCACGACGCGCCAGACGAUCCAGUACCACUGCAUCGUCAAGAGCAACCUCAAGGCGGCCAUGCAGGGCAUCAACAAGAGCAUGCUCGACACCAUCGCCGCCUGCGGCGACGUCAACCGCAACGUCAUGUGCAGCCCCAACCCGGCCCUCAGCGAGCUGCACGAGGACGUCUACGCCUUUUCCAAGUCGAUCUCGGAGCACCUGCUGCCCCGCAUGAACGCCUACCACGAAAUCUGGCUCGACAAGACGACCGACAGUUCCAAGCAGCUCCUGAUUGGCGGCGUUCUGCAGGACUAUGAGCCCCUCUACGGCCCCUACUACCUGCCGCGCAAGUUCAAGAUUGCUAUCGCCGUGCCCCCGCGCAACGACACCGACUGCUUCGCCCACGACAUCGGCCUCAUCGCCAUCGCCGACCCCGUCACCAAGCGCCUCGCCGGCUUCAACCUGAGCGUCGGCGGCGGCAUGGGCGUCACCCACUCGAUGAAGGCCACCUACCCGCGCAUCGGCGACGUCAUUGGCUUCGUCACGCCUGAGCAGACCCACGACGCGUGCCGCAUCGUCAUGCUCAUCCAGCGCGACACGGGCAACCGGGCCAACCGUAAGCAGGCGCGCCUUAAGUACACGAUCGACAACUACUGGGGCGGCGCCGACAACUUCAAGGCCGAGGUCGAGCGCAGGCUGGGCUACAAGCUGGCGCCGGCGCGCGACUACCGCUUCGAGACCAACACCGACGACUACGGCUGGUCGCAGGACUACAAGGGCAACUGGCACUGCACCCUCUGGCUCGAAAACGGCCGUGUCAAGGACGAGCCGGGCAACCCGUUCCGCACCGGCCUCCGCGAGCUUUGCCACUUGCACAAGGGCAACUUCCGCAUGACGCCCAACCAGCACAUCAUCGUGAGCGACAUUGCGCCCGAGGAUAAGGACGCCAUCGACGCCCACCUGCGCAAGUACAAGAUGAACAACUGGGAGCACUCGGGCGUCAAGAAGAGCGCCAGCGCGUGCGUGUCGUUCCCCACGUGCGGCCUCGCCAUGGCCGAGUCGGAGCGCUACCUGCCCGUGCUGAUGGACAAGGUCGAGCAGAUCUUUAUCGCCAACGGCCUCCGCGACUCCGAGACCGUCUUCCGCAUGAGCGGCUGCGCCAACUCGUGCAGCCGUGCCUGGAUGGCCGAGGUGGGCUUCGUCGGCAAGGCGCCCGGCCAGUACGUCAUGGUCCUCGGCGGCUCGCACUCGGGCGAGCGCCUGUCCAAGAUCUACCGCGAGUCGGUCAACGAGGAAGAGGUGCUGGCCAUCAUGAACAAGCUCGUGCCCCGCUACGCCGCCGAAAAGAUCGACGGCGAGAGCUUCGGCGACUGGGUCAUCCGCGCUGGCAUCAUCGCCGCCACCAAGUCGGGCAAGACGUUCUACGAGGACAUGUGCCCCUCGGACGACUCGACGCCCACCGCAGCUGCGCUCAAGGGUCCGGCGCAGGCCGUCGAGCACUACGACCGCGCCUCGUCGGCGUGA
Molecule: messenger RNA, 4476 nt
Organism: Pseudozyma flocculosa PF-1
Lineage: Eukaryota; Fungi; Basidiomycota; Ustilaginomycetes; Ustilaginales; Ustilaginaceae
Exons: 1
Coding region: 1-4476 (1491 amino acids)
Biological process (GO): sulfate assimilation
Cellular component (GO): sulfite reductase complex (NADPH)
Molecular function (GO): heme binding; iron-sulfur cluster binding; FMN binding
Source: RefSeq, a predicted model, not a curated record